CUUGCCUCCGCCCCUGCUUUUGGGGGAGUAAGGAGAAUAUAGCUUACUGCAUUGAGGAGUUUUACAAGCAGCUCUUCUCAUCAUAAGAAUCUUCCUCGGGUGAUAGAUUGCUCCAAGACAUGAGAGAUGUCAUUCCUACUGAAUUGAACUCAGAUCUUGUGGCACCAGUGACCAAAGAAGAAAUAGAAAGGCCCUUUUCAGCAUCAACCCUAACAAGGCCCAUGGACAUGAUGUUCUCUGUAUUCUUCAGCAGAAAUGCUUCAGUUCAGCUGCAACAAUGUGUUUGUCAGAUUUCGGAGGAUAUUUCAUUUUUUUCUUCUUCAAGAUACCUUGGACUCCCUCUGGGCAUUGGAUGUUACGGAUGGAAUCAAUACUAAAAUUCUCUCUGACCCUUGGGUUCCAGGCUUGGUGAGUGGUAUUCCUUCUUUGUGUGCAGGGCUCUCAUCUCCUUGCCCAACUUGGGUCACUAUUGGUGUGGUGCUCCAUUUAGUUCGAUUUAUAAAGCCUAGUUUGUCUUCCGAUUGUAAAUCCUUUAUUUUGCUCUAUGAAUAUCUCGAUCGUUCGAAAAAA
Messenger RNA from Striga asiatica, 570 nucleotides. Lineage: Eukaryota; Viridiplantae; Streptophyta; Magnoliopsida; Lamiales; Orobanchaceae. The record is from the annotation of a GenBank genome assembly.